Clunio marinus is the source of this 390-nucleotide messenger RNA. NCBI's taxonomy places the organism in Eukaryota, Metazoa, Arthropoda, Insecta, Diptera, Chironomidae. The record is from the annotation of a GenBank genome assembly.
AUGAGAGAAGAAGGAAAAACGAUUUGGAAGAAAUUUCCAUUUGCUUUGGGUGCUUUGCGAAAUUUGAUUACGAUGUGGACUGGGGCCGGCUUUCAGAUCAAAACAUCAAAGCGAGAAAAAUUGCUUUCGUCCAACAAGCGAACAGCAUCCGGCACAUGUCACCCACAAAAACAAAGUCGGAAAGAAUCACAACUCUUAUCACAUCCCAUGCUUCUCAAAAUCACAAAUAAAUUUAAAGAACAUAAAGAACUGAUAUUUAUGGCUCUUUUCAGGCAUUCUUUGUCAAAAAAGACAAAAAAGGGGCGAAAACUUAAAGAUGAAAAACGGAAAACUUUUCCUAAAAAACAUGAAUCAAGCGCGAAACUUUUGUUCGCUUUAAAAUGUGUUUAG